Molecule: messenger RNA, 1819 nt
Organism: Bombus impatiens (common eastern bumble bee)
Lineage: Eukaryota; Metazoa; Arthropoda; Insecta; Hymenoptera; Apidae
Exons: 2
Coding region: 360-1646 (428 amino acids)
Source: RefSeq, a predicted model, not a curated record
AAAGAUUACUAACCUAGCAGUUUUUAUUUGGUUAUCAAACGCUUGAAUAUAUCUUUGAAUCUUUAACAAAUAUAGAUUGCAAGCAUUUAAAUUAAUUUUCAAUAAUAAUACAGUGUAAGAAAUGGAAAUUUAGUGAACAAUAAGUUCAACAAUUGGAUUAAAUAGUAAAUGGGAUAUUUCAAGAAAAUGUCAACAUAUUAUACGUAUCUCAAAGUAAAACUUUUAAAUACGUUAUUUUCAAGGUAAUUCUAUUUACACCUGAGAUAAUCCAAUUCACAAAUUAUAAACUGCCAUAUGUUUUAAUUGAUACAAUUGUAUAUUAUUUAUAUAUUAUUAUUUAUUACGUUAAAUCUUGAAACAUGCGAAAAUACUACCAGGCUGCACUUGUAAUAAUUGCUGUAGUGAGUCUAAUAUCCUUAUUAUUUUAUAGACAUGAAUAUAACAAAUUAAGAUAUGUUUUAGAAGUUUUUAAUUACUUUGGUAAGCCAAAUCAGAGAAGUGAAAUAAACUGCACAAAUAAUGUGCCAAUGUUUACUAAAUUUGAUAUGAAAUUUGAAGAACCACUCUCUGCUUGGCAAAGAUUAGAUGAUGAUCUAUAUGUUUAUUCUGCAUAUAAUAUACGCGACAAAGAAAUUCAAGUAAUAGGUUUUGGUUCAUCAAAUAACAUUAAGGAUAUGCAAUGUCAAAUACUAUUUGAAAAUGAAAUUGAACCAGUUUUAGGAAGUUUUAGUUAUCUUUCAAUUGGUAAUAAUUUAAAUAGCACUGACAAAAAUGGAGGAUAUCAUUUCUAUUGUGCAUACAAAGCAAAUAAAAUACCAGUAGGAAUAAUGUUUCUUACAAAAUCUAAUUUAGAUGCUCACAAUAUACCUAUAUUACCAAUAAAAAGCCAACCUCAUAAUUUAAAUUAUAUUAAUGCUGGAGUAUGCAUAGCACCACCAUUAACAAAACCAAUACAGUUAUUACAAAUGAUUGGCUUUAUACAGUUUCAUGACAUAAUUGGCAUAGAUAAUUUUAUAGUGUACGAUUUUGGUAUUCCAAAUCAAUAUAAUAACAACCUUAAAGAAUUAUUUAAAUCUCAAGAUCCAUAUUGGAAAUUUACAUACACAGUAGUGCCAUGGAAUUUUCCUUUUCCUGCUACUCACCCUACUAUAAUAAAAGACUUGAUACAAGCAGAUUGUUUGUACCGUACAUAUAAUAAAGUUAGGUAUAUCACUACAUUAUCUUGGGAAGAGUAUAUAAUUUUAAGAUAUCAUCAUUCCCUUAUAGAUUUAAUGACAGAUUUUAAAAAGUCUAGAAUGAAAGCAGAUCGUUACAAAUUAAAGACAUUAACAUUUUGUACACAACAAAUUGAUGAUACAACCAAUAGGAAUGUAACAUUCAUAAUAUUUAAAAAACUACAUUAUGACUCAAGUAUCCCUGAUAAUCAACCAAUUUAUAUUUAUAAUACACUUGAAGCAUUAAACAAAAAUAAUAUGUAUACACGAGAUAUUGGAAAAGAUUUAGUUACAUUAAAUCGUUAUCAGUAUUGUCCUGGAAAAUCAAAUCUGGAAACAGGUACUAAAGAUACUUCAAUUUUAAGAUUCACUGAAGAUAUACAGAAUUCACAAAUAUUUCGAAAAUUUAUAACAGAGAAUAAAUUUCUAUAAAAUAAUCACAAGUAAUAAUUAGAUUUAAUGUAUCUAUAAGAUAAUUUUAGUCUGAAAGUUAUCAUUAGGAAAAAGUAAUUCAUUUUUAUAUGUAUUGUAAGAUAUAAAUAUAAGAAUACAAUAUUGUAUAACGUGUAUAUAACAUGUAUAUAAAACUUUGUUACAAAGCAGAA